UCGUCACUCGCAAUCGAAGCGCGUAUCAAGUCGGACGUACAGUACAGAGCAAAACGUUUGGAAAAAAAAUGGUCGUACCAAUUCGUGAACCGCAAGACCUUUUCGGGAACAGGAAACGUAUCCGGAUCGAUACCAAUAAGAACAAUCUGCACAUCAUCGGGAACCAGAACAGGAUACUGGUCAAAUCGAACGAAGGCACGUUGAACGUGGUUGGCAAUCUGAACAAUGUGAAAGUUAUGCGGAACAGCGGUAAAAUCAACUACAUCGGCAACGAAGGCUCGAUCUACCUGAGCGAUCAGAGUAAAUCGAUGAAGGUGAACUACACCGGAAACAACGCCAAGAUCCGGGUUUGUGACCAUGAGCAACUGUCGGAUAGAUUCCGAUAAGGCGGCGACGGCUGCAAUAACUCUGUGUUCAGUGAGGCAGCAAUUUAAGAAGAGACUGAUCCUUAUCUAAGUCGUAUGAUUGUGAUUAUGGAAAAUAGAAAAAAACAAGUGCAACUAACAACACCAGCGAAUAGCAUCAAUUACAUGACUUAGCUUAAAAUUCUAGUGAAAUUAUUUAUGAAUUAGUAACGUAGAGAGGAAACAACCGGUGCACGACUCUGUGAAUCCUGUGUCCGUAUGAAUCAUAAUCGCAUAUGGUUUGGAAAAAUUUACCGAGCCGUUCUUCACCCUAAUAUCAACUUGCCGUCCAGACAAUGUCUGAACGCGAUAACCUUGAGAUCGUCUGGACCGACAACAAUCCGUUGAACCUAAUGUGCACACCCACAAAAAAAUACCGCCUUGUUUCGACGGUGUGACAAAACAAGACUGAUUAGUUCUAAGUACAACUUGAAAUAUAGAAGGCUAUCAAUUUGUCAAAGCAA
Messenger RNA from Ochlerotatus camptorhynchus, 868 nucleotides. It is a transcript of the gene pirk, whose product is annotated as poor Imd response upon knock-in. The coding region runs from base 69 to 386 and encodes 105 amino acids. NCBI's taxonomy places the organism in Eukaryota, Metazoa, Arthropoda, Insecta, Diptera, Culicidae. The record is from RefSeq and is a predicted model, not a curated record. The transcript has a single exon.